UCUGAAAAGCACACUGUAUAGGUAAUAUUAUAAUUAUUUCAAUUUCUUAUGUAUAAUUACAGGAAAAGAAAGAAGAGAAGAAAAAGCACAUAUUCGACCACAAAAAAGUCAGGGUUCUUGUAAAUUGAACAGGAAUUGUACCAGUCAGAUAAUAAUUACUUUAGUAACUGGAACGGGGCUCUGUAGUAUGAGUUAUUUUAAGACUCAUUAUGGACAUGAAACUGAUAUGAAGCACAUGAGACUCUCUAAAAUCAAACGUGAAAGUGUUGCUUCCAAAUUAAUUGCAGGUGUUUCAGUAUCACACAUUUUGAAUUCUACGAGGGACAACAUUGGAUGUGCAUUCAAAAGAGAUCACUUAUUAACGAGGAUGGACAUUAAUAAUGUGAUGCGUUCUUACAACAUAGGUCUGAAGAAUGGGUGCCGUCACAAACAAGAUGCAGUCAGUGUGGAAUUAUGGGUCCAAGAAAUUUCUGGAACUGAAAAUAAUCCAGUAAAAUUUCACAAACGUCAAAAUUCUGAAUGUACUGCAUACAAUUUAGAAAAUAAUGAUAUUUGUCUGAUAUUAAUGAGUCCAGUUCAAGCAGAGCUAUUAAAAAAAUUUGGGCAAAAUCUUAUAUGCGUAGAUAGUACACAUGGCCUCAACGCAUAUGACUUUGAAAUGACUACAGUUCUGGUCGUUGACGAAUUUGGAAAUGGAUUUCCAGUAGCUUUCCUAUUUUCAAACCGAAAGGACUCCUACAUUAAUGAAGUCUAUUUUACAGAAAUUAGGAAAGUUACUGGGAAAAUACAAACACUCAAUUUUAUGUCUGAUAUUACUUCCGUUUUUUAUCUUCCUUGGCAAACCAUUAUGGGUACCCCAAUUAAACAAUUAUAUUGCUCAUGGCACAUCGAUCGUGCUUGGCAACAAAAUUUGGGGAAAAUAUCAGACUUGGAUAAAAGAAAAUGGGUUUAUAAGUCAUUGAAGCAUGUUCAAGGUAUACUGGAUGAAGAUAAGUUUACUUCAGAUUUCAACAACUUAUUAAACCUUUUACUCUCCGAUGACGAGACCAAGAAAAUGGGCGAAUAUGUAAAAACUUACUAUGGUAAAAAUGUGGAACAGUGGGCUUAUUGUUACCGGAAAAAUUGUCCUGCAAAUACUAAUAUGCAUUUAGAGGCUAUGCAUAAAACAAUUAAACAUGUGUAUUUGGACGGAAAAAAAAUCAGUAUGGAUAAAACUUUGCACUGUUUGCAAAGAUUCAUAAGAGAUAAGACACUGGAGAGAAUUAUAAAAAUUACAAAAGAUAAAAAACAUCAUCACUGCAAUAUGAUAUUUUCUAGACACAGAGCUGCAUUAACAUUGGAACUAAAAAAUAUAGAAGUAUCAGAAAAUAGAGAAGACAGCACCUAUUACAUCAAAACUGCUGAUGACUUACAUAUAAUUAGUAAAAAGCAGUUACAAAAAUGUUGUCAUCUGGUGUGCACUUCGUGCGACAUUUGCAUACAUAUGUAUGAGUGUUCCUGCAUAGAAUAUGCAAUAAAAUUGACUAUAUGCAAGCACAUACAUUUUGUUUGCUUAAACUUCAAGAAAUCAAAAGUGAAAGUAAACAAAAAUGAACAACAAUGUGAAAACUUAGAUAAGGAGACUGAAGUGACAGAGCUGCUUCAAAAUUUUCCGUCCUCUACCAUCUGUGUAGCAGAUAAAAGAAAAGAAGCAACCGAUCUGGCAUUUCAAUUAAUUGAAAAAUUAAAAAGUGACCAUCUAAACAUUGAUCAGUUGGACUUAAUAACCAAACAUUUAAAAGUGGCCGCUUCUGUAGGAUCUUUAAGCUGUGCACAACAGUCUGCUGAGGACUUUACUAUUAAAUUGGAGGAAGAUAAAUCAAUGCCUUCAAAUAAGAAAAUUGAAAAACAGGCAUUCUUCUCAACAAGGAAGAAAAUGAAAGCCAAGAAUGCGAAUGAAGAAACCAGAUUCUGGUGAAAAACGUGUGAUAGAUGACACGCUUAAUUCUAAAUUGUACAUGUCAACCGAUCUAUCUAAUGACCAUCUAUAUACAAAAAAUUGAAUCUAAACUUACAUGCAUAGAAAUCGGCCCACUUUAAACUUGAACUAUAUUUAUUUCUGAAACUAAUUACUUGUUACUUCCACCAAAAAAGGAAUAUACUUUUUAAAAGUUAAUUUAACAGGCUUUAAUAUGAGUAUAAACUUGUCAUGUAUAUGCGUAGCAACCGAUAAACAUAUAGAAUAGUGUUUAUUUGAUGUUUAUAACGAUAAUAAGAAAUUAGUCAAAUUUUUUUUAUUAUUGCCUUUGCAACAACACUUUUACAUUGUUUGCUUUUCAUAUUUUUUUUCCUUUUGCGUUGUAUGGCUACGGGCCCUUCAAGUAGGCUCAUUCGCCGAUUCACCAAUUCAAAUAAAUACUUCAUUCUACAAUACAAUUCAAAUAAAUAAACACCAUGCUUUUCAUAAUUAAUUAGUGUUCAAAUGUGUGUAAGUUAAAAUUACACUACACCAGAGAAAACCGGUUAAGUUGUUGUCAGAAAAUGCAGCCAGUGAGUGAUUACUGUACAACUGGAUAUGACACUCGCCGCGGUUCGAAGAGUGUUCCAACAUUAUGAGGAUGAGUAGACUGGAUACUUUCGCAGACAACUUGGAACUGGUUGAAUUUCUCGUGAUGAUCGCUUUAUUGUGUCAACAAUGUUGUUAAGGUCGUCACCUUAAUGUCGUUCUAGUGCAAAAACAGCUCCUUGAAGUAAGAGGAAUGGUUAUUAGUCAGUGGAGAGUAAAACGAAGACUGGAGGAAAAUAAUCCGACUCCUCGAAUAUCUGCAAUUGGUUAAAAACUUAUAUUCAUUUUUUAUCCGAGUAAGAGUUUCUGAAAAAAAUAUAGUUCAAGUCCAAAGGUUAACGUGGGCCGAUUUCUAUGCACUUUAGUUUAUGUACUUACAUAUUGUUUGAGAUCAAUCACAUUACAUAUACAUAUUCCAUUUAUUUUAGGGAAACACUUUGCUGAUUAUUAAUUUAUCAUCCAACAAAUUGUUUGCUUUCUAUUGGUAUUUACGUUUGUUGUUCCUCAUGCUUUAUUCGUAUUGAUAUUGUUUUAAAUUUUUUCCAAGAUGCUUCUAUGUUUUAAUUCCUUUAGGUUUAUAAAAUUAUUUCAUUUAUUGCUAUAUUCACUUGUUUACUGAAUUCUGUAGCUGUUGAUCUUAUUUCUUGAAGCAUGUAUAUUUCGAUUUUACUACUGUAACUUUUGCUGUUUGUGACUUUUUGGCUAAUUUAUGAAACUAGGUUUACUACACUUAUUCUUGAUCAUAGUAGAUAAUUAUCUGAGUAUAUCGCUAGCCGUCAUGUUACUUUUGUGUUCAUGACUCCAUUCUUAACUCGUGUGUUAACUAUUAUAUAAUCAAUUAUUAUUUUCUCAUUCGUACUUUUUUACUUCUCUUGUAUACUUAUGAAUGCCUUUAGCGAUGACUCAAAAAUUUAUGCUGCACUUUCUCAAUGGCAUGAACAUACUAUUUGUAAUAUGGAUUCCAUUUUACAACACAAUUUUCCAGUAAUAUACUUACAAACAUUUAUCAGUUUGAUGACAUUAUGUUAUGUCGAUUAUUUUCUCCCUAGUGCUUUGCUGAUUUCCUCAUUCUUUAUGCCUAGUCUAGCAUUUAAAUCGCCUAUUGUCAUUAUUAAUUGUUUAUCAUUAGGAUUACAUACCAUAAAUCUUAAGAAAACAUUUUCUGAUGCUUAAUUUACAUUAAGAUUUAUUAUUUAUAUUUACAUAUUGUUAAAAAUAUUACAAUGGUGCUCAUUUUCAGAGUAUAAUCAUUUGAUUAGAAAUAAUGGAGUCAAUAGAGUUUUUACUUAUGGAAAAAAUUAAACAAGGUAGAAUUUUUUAUAAUUUCAUUAAGAAUUAAUGUACAAUAAACAACAUAUCAAAAAUUUCUACUUCAAAAGUGGGUGCUCCAUUUUUUAUUAAACAAAUAAACUGCAAAAUUAGUUGUUUUUUUAAAAUAAUUACGAAAAUAUAAAUUUUAGAAAAAAACUGACGUAAGCAUUGAAAAAUUCAGCAAAUUUUACAUAAAAAACAUAUAUAAACAUUUUUCUAAAAUUAAAUUUACAGCUUUUAUAAUUUUUUAUUUAUAACGCUCGAGUCACCCCUCUCACAGCGCCCGGUUGACUAAAUUUAACAUAACUUUAAUUUUUAAUUAAUUAUUUAAAUUAACUUUAAAUUUUACAGCUUAAAAUUAAAUUUUACAAAUUGGAAAUGAAAGAAGAACAUUAAAUCUAUUUUAUAGUUAUAUUACAACCAAAAAAAUAUGUGAAUAAUUACAGUGUGGGUGGAAAGUGGGGCUUACGCGAAUUUUGUUUAAAAAGUAUUCCAAAAUGUGUAACUAAUACAAUUUUACCUAUGAAAAUCUAAAACUUACACAAAUUACUUGUCAAACAUCGUACUAAACGAUGUUUCAUUCAAAAAAUCUCAAAAAUUUUAUUCAAAUGAUAUGUCUCAAAAAAUACAAUUUUUGAAUACUUCGUAGUUUUACAUAAUAGGACUUUUCAACGCUUUUUAUUUGUUUCUAGAUCCUGACAAUAUGUCGUAUAAUCCGUGUAUAAUAUUAACGUACAUGAAUAUAUGACAUAUGAUAGAAACUCAAAACAAAUGAGAAACAAUUGAUGGAUUCGACUGUUACUUGAUGGGAGUUCAUUUUAUCUAACAAUAAAACAAUGAAAACGUUUGUUUUCUAUACUUCCACAAAAUGUAUUACAACUAAGUGACUACAGCCGUUUCGGCAGAGUGCCUUUCUCAAGUGAUAUAGUUUACAAUGUGUUUGCCUUUUUAAGUCUUUAACUGAAGAGGUUGAGGAGUGGGGAGCUGUUUGUCUCGAGUUGGUCAUUCAGAAUUAUAUCUGUAUUUUUCUUAUCUUUUUUAUCUUCUUUAGA
Molecule: messenger RNA, 4908 nt
Organism: Diabrotica virgifera virgifera (western corn rootworm)
Lineage: Eukaryota; Metazoa; Arthropoda; Insecta; Coleoptera; Chrysomelidae
Exons: 2
Coding region: 188-1957 (589 amino acids)
Source: RefSeq, a predicted model, not a curated record